AUGCCGACUUCAAUACCAGGCACAUCUUCAUCUUCCUCUUUCGAAGGCUGCGCAGUUUGCGGUGAUCGAGUUAACGGAAAUCGAUACGGUGCACCGGCUUGCCUAGGAUGUAUCGUGUUUUUUCGAAGAGCUGUCACCAAUGACGUCACUUAUAAAUGUUUAAAGGGAGGACAAUGUGUAAUUACCAAUGGUGAGUUUUUUUUGACUGAAAAUGACUGAAAAUUCGGAAUUUUUCCGCAGAAUCCCGAUGUAUAUGUCGAUACUGCCGCCUCCAAAAAUGCUAUACAGUUGGAAUGAAAGCGUCAGCCAUCCAGCGACGAGAUGUGAUGGGACCGAGAAAACCAAAAACCUCCUCGGCCACCGGAAACUCGGCCACGGCCGCCGUUGUCAAACAAGAGAUUGUCGAUGAUACACCAAUGCUGAAAUGCCAAUCGAAUGCGUCGAGUAGUAGUGGUGUUAGUGUGACUGGAGGUAGGAAUGGGUUUUUGGGCUGAAAAUUGUUGAAAUUCAUGAAAAUUGACAGAAAAUUGAUAAAUUUUGAGGUUUUCGAGCUGAAAAUCUGGAAUUUUUGGACCUGAAAUACCUAAUUUAAUUUCAGGAUCUCCUGUUUCUGGUACAAGCCUAAUCGAUGCUCUCGUCAAACUUCAACAAUACCAGGUUCGAAAUCAUCGAUCGUUUUUUGCGGCUCACGAAGAAAUGGAAAUGAACGGCGAUAUUUUUGCGAUUCUGAAUCGAAAAGUGAGUUUUUUGGGUAGAAAUGGGGUUUUUUAACCCAAAAAUUUUGAUUUUUGAGUUGAAAUUAGAUUUUUAUCCCAGACACAUUGAUUUUUAAUCAAAAAAUGAUGCUGAAAAAAAUUCUGAAAAUUUUACGUUUCAUCAAAUUUUUAAAUGGAAAAUUGGAGAAUCUGAAUUUGAUUUACUCAAGAAGGGAAGCUCCACUAUUUUUAGAAUUUCAAAAAAUAACAAAAAUUCAAAGUAACAAAUUAGAAGUUUUAAAAUUGACAAUUGUGAGCUUUUUUGGAUCAAUAAUUGAAAUUUGAAAAAAUUAUUGAUUUUUCCACAAAAAAUGAUGUCGAAAAAAAUGCCGAAAAUUUUACGUUUCAUGAGAUUUUUAGAUGAAAAAUUGGAAAAUCUGAAUUUGAUGGGUCUAGGAAGAACGCUCCACUAUUUUUAGAAUAAAAAAAAUAACCAAAAAAUUCGUUUUAACAAAUCUACCUUUUUUUUCAAUGCCACAUUUCAAAAUUGAGCAUUUUCAGAUCAAUAAUUUUCGAAAUUUGAAAAAAUAUUGAUUUUUCCACAAAAAAUGAUGCCGAAGAAAAUCCCGAAAGUUUUACGUUUCAUGAGAUUUUUAGAUGAAAAAUUGGAAAAUCUGAAUUUGAUGGGCCGAGAUAAAAUGUUCCAAAAAUCCUUUCCUUCAUUUUACAUUAAAUGUGAAAUUACACACAGGCAAUAACGGAAGGAUCCAUAAUGUGCACCUUAUGGAUCCAUCACCUCAAGGGGCUUGAUGGAUCCAUAAUGGAUCCAUUAUGGAUCCUUCCGUUAUUGCCUGUGUCCAUAAUAGAUCCAUACUGGAUCUAUAAUGGUUCCAUUAUGCAUCCAUUAUGGAUCCAUCAAGCCCCCUCGAGGUGAUGGAUCCAUAAGGUGCACAUUAUGGAUCCUUCCGUUAUUGCCUGUGCAGUACCUUUUAGGUCCAUGAUUAUUGUAAAAAAUCAGAAAACAUUUUUUUCACUGUUUCAAAAAAUUCAUAUAUUUUUGUUGGGUUUCCAUCCAAAAACAUUGAGAACUUCAAGAAAUUAAUCAACAAGUUCUAAAUUUUCCUUCUUCAGAUCAACGGCGACAAUUUCCGGCGAGCCCGAGCUCAUGAUGUCAACACAAUGCUCAGAUUAGGCCUACUCGAUGCGGCCCAAUGGGCCAAUCAAUUUGAGCCAUUCCGCCGUCUCCCACUAGCCGAAAAAAAGCACGUUCUCACCGAAUUCGGCUUCACAUUCAUGCUGGUCGAUCAAGGAUAUCGAACUGCACAAAGAGCCGAACGUGGAUUCUGGCUACUGCAAAAUGAUACUUUUAUGCAUGAGGAUUAUUUUUUGGGAUUGCCUGAGGAUGCUGCCAAGCUGGAUCAGGCGAAAACGAAAGCAAAGUGGGUGAUUUUUGAGAUUUGGGAAGGAAAUUUGAACAAAAUCCUGAAAAUCCGAGCUGCAAAAUUGUUGUUUUUCAUGAUUUUUUGCACUAGAAAUUGAAACUUUCAAAUUUGCCACCAGAAAUUCCGUGUACUUCUCUCGGACAAGAAAUUUCAAAAUAAAAAAUGCAAUGUUUUUUUCAAAAUCUAAUCGAUUCUAAGGAAAAUCCACUACUUCUUUUGGACAAAAAAUUCAGAAAAUAAAGAUCCGUGUACUUCUCUCGGAGAAACAAACUAAAUAAAAAUUUUGUUUAUUUCUCUUGGACAAGAAAAUCCUAAAAUUGCCUUACAAAAUCCAUGUACUUCUCUCGAACAAAACAAACCAGAAAAGAAAAGAUCCGUGUACUUCUCUCGGACAAAAAAAUUCAAAUUUUAAAUUCCGUGUACUUCUCUCGGACAAGAAAAACCCAGAAAAUAAAGAUCCGUGUACUUCUCUCGGACAAGAAAAUCCUGAAAUUGUCUCACAAAAAAUCCGUAUACUUCUCUCGGACAAAAAAUCUGAAAAGAAAAACAUCUGAAAAGUCCGUGCACUUCUCUCGGAGAAAAAUUCAAAUUUUAAUUUCCGUGUACUUCUCUCGGACAAAAAAACCAGAAAAUAAAAUUCUGUUUACUUCUUUCGGAUAAUAAAUCUCAAAAAUUUCUGCCAAAAAAAACCCUUGUAUUUUUCUCGGUCCAUUUUUUCCAACAAAUUUCUUCGAUUUUUUUCAGACUUCAUCCAUUAUUUAUCAACGAAUCACUCGAAAGUGUCGGAUAUCCGAUGAAAGAUUUGGAAAUUGAUGAAUUCGAGUGUGCCGUGUUGAAAACUGUGCUGCUUUUGGGACGUGAGUUGAAUUUGACCGAAAAUUUGAAAAAUUUGAGGGAAACUUACCUGAUAGUUGCGAAAAACAGUUUGAAUUUUUGAAAAAAUCAUGCGCCCUGUAUUUUCAGGUUCUGGAUCUAACUCGAAAUCUGAGCAGACGCGUGGUACGGUUUUUUGUUCGUAGUGUGUUCCUUUGAACUGAACUGUCUUUCUACUAUUUUGUGUUUUUUGGAUAGAGAAACUUCUGAUUUCUUCUCUAUUUUUUUGUUUUUAGACGCGAGUCGCGCGAAGUCUCAGAAAAGCUGAAAAUACUCCAAACUAUAUAAUUUCCCCCGAAUUUUUUCAGACAAAAAUCAUUUUGGCCAAUCACCGGACUCUCUCAAAUCACUUCUUUCACGAUGUUUUGUCGAACUCAUGGAUUACUGUAAACGAAAAUGUCCGGAAAAUGCGGCCGAAAGAGCUGGAACUGUUCUAUUAUUCACAAGUUCGAUUCGAUGUUCCAUCAAAGCAUUGUACAAUCAGACGAGAGUUUCGGAUGUGUUUAGUUUGAUGAAAUUCGAUCCGCUGGUUAUUGAUGUUUUGUUGUCAUAG
This is a messenger RNA of Caenorhabditis angaria, 3563 nucleotides long. The record is from the annotation of a GenBank genome assembly. NCBI's taxonomy places the organism in Eukaryota, Metazoa, Nematoda, Chromadorea, Rhabditida, Rhabditidae.